Molecule: messenger RNA, 2218 nt
Organism: Oreochromis niloticus (Nile tilapia)
Lineage: Eukaryota; Metazoa; Chordata; Actinopteri; Cichliformes; Cichlidae
Product: zinc finger protein 664-like
Exons: 2
Coding region: 583-1809 (408 amino acids)
Biological process (GO): regulation of transcription by RNA polymerase II
Cellular component (GO): transcription regulator complex; chromatin; PcG protein complex
Molecular function (GO): RNA polymerase II cis-regulatory region sequence-specific DNA binding; DNA-binding transcription factor activity, RNA polymerase II-specific
Source: RefSeq, a predicted model, not a curated record
AUCCUGAUCACAGCUCUGCGGGACAUUUAUGAUUGUGAGGACUUUUUGGAGAUGUGAGCUAACAAAGAGCAAACAGAGGACAGGACUGCACUGUGCUCCAUUCAAACAGCAGGCGCUGAAAUCAGCCUGGAUUUGAGUGUUCUUUAUGUAACAGCAUAAAGUUAGAACUGUGAAGGUAUCACUUUAAAAGAAAAUGUAAUGUAAAAUACCCUCAUGUAUGUAUGCAUUAAGAUGCAGAAUACAGAUGCAGAUACAGCAAUAGAAGUCCUCCUGUGGGUCUCCAAUAAUAUGAACGCAUCAGUGUCAUUUCAGGCAGCUCAUGGUCAUUUUCAUCACAGACAUUCUGCUGAUUGUGUCCUCAGUUCUCAGUAGCUUGGUUUGUAAAAGUUCAGACUCAGAGUGUGACUUAGCGUUGCACUUAAGUGCAGCAUAUAGGUUGUUGCUUAGUAACAAGGCAUCAACUACGUUGCCUUUCUUUAUCAUAAACAGAGACCAGUACUUGCUGAGCGUUUGUGUUGUGAGCUUGAUUAGAUGUAGGAAACAUAAAACAGGUUUUCACCUUCAGAUGUUUGAGCACUGAGGAUGCAGCCUGGUCAUGUACAGGUAGAUCCACCCUCUCAGUGUCAGGGCUUUCGUGCACAGGAACAACAUCAGCAUAAAACAGACACUAUGAGACCUGUUCAGACUACAGACGUCCCACAGCAGCCUGUCUGUAAGGAGGAGGAGGUUCUCAUUGAGCUGCAGCUCUGUGACCAGGAGGAACCAGAACCUCCACAGAUUAAAGAGGAACAGGAGGAACUGUGCAGCAGUCAGGAGGGAGAGCAGCUGGGACUGAAGGAGGAGACCGAUACCUUCAUGGUGACUGCUGCUGAGGAAAGAGACCACAGUGAACCAGACAAUGAUCGGCUCAUCACUAAUAACUCCCCUCUUGCUGAGAGCCAAGAUCAGGGAAGAAGCAGGAGUGCAGAUCCAGGAUCAACGAAAAAUCCAAACAGAAGUAAAAAUGCAGAAAGCUCUCCUUCGUCAGAGAGUCGGUCCAGUACUGGUGCAGGUACAAAGUCGUUAAAGUGUGAUGUCUUUGAACAAACCUUUAUGCAUGAGUCCCAAAUGACUUUACAUAACAGAGCUCACACAGGUGAGAAGCUGCAUGUUGGUAACUCUGCUGGGAAAGGUUUUAAUCAGAACGGUGCUGUGUUGGAGCGCGUGAGAGUUCAUGCAGGUAAACAUCUCUGUAAGACUUGUGGUAAAAUGUUUUCUUGCCCAUCAGCACUUAGAAGGCAUACACAGAUCCAUACAGAUGAGAAGCCAUAUUCCUGUAAAACAUGUGGGAAAAACUUUUGUCGAAUUUGUCAUUUGACCAGCCACAUGAGAACUCACACAGGUGAGAAACCGUAUCCUUGUCAAACAUGUAGUAAACAGUUUUCCAGGUCAUCGUCACUUAAAGAACACGCAAGGCUCCACUCAGGUGAGAAGCCGUACUCUUGUGAAACAUGUGGUAAAAGGUUUUCCAGGUCAUCGUCACUUAAAGAACACGCACGACUUCACUCAGGUGAGAAGCCGUACUCUUGUCAAACAUGUGGGAAAAGGUUUUCCAGGUCAUCGUCCCUUAAACAACAUGUGCGGCUCCACUCAGGUGAGAAGUCCUACUCUUGCAAAACAUGCGGGAAAAGUUUUCGUCACAAUAGAAGUUUGUUUUUCCACAUAAGAACUCACACAGUUGAGAGGUCACAUGUUGGUAACACCUCCAGUAAAAAGUUUUCAAAUUCAACAUCACUUAAAAAACACACAGAAAUUCAUUCAGGUAAAUAGCUGCAUUCCUGCAAAACGUGGGAAAAGUUUAAAUUCUCAUUUGACUAGCCAUGUAAAUGUUGAAUAUCAGCUAUUAUCUCCUGCUGAGAGCUCACACAGGUGAGAAGCUGUAGUCUGUAGUCUUCUCUAUUUGGAGCCAAGUUUUACACAAAUGUACAAAUUCAUGCUGGUUCAAAUGUUUUUGCUUUUGGCUUGAAAACCUAUUCAGACUUCUACAAUGAUUGUUUGACUGUAUUACAUGUUGCAAUGUGUGAACUAAAUCUGAUGAUACCCAUCAUGUUGAAGCUUUUUCAUUCGUCAGGCAGCAACAGGUCUCAAAAAAGGUUUGACAGAUGAUUCAAGCGGCUCAGCAGUCCCCCCGGGUCUUUGUUGUGUUUUUGGUUUUCUGAUGCUCCAGAGGUUUUAGUUG